AUGUCCGACCACAGCGAAGCUUACGAGCUGCAUAAAGUGGACAAAGAUGUGCAGUUGACGGUCAACCGCUUUGGAAACCAUAAAACCAGCGAUCAUGCGGAAUCAGGUUAUGGCGCAGCCUCGAAUGUGGGCGGAAAUGGACAAACGAUCGAGAGCGUGACAAGAGUUCGGAGGUUGUUCAGCUUCUCCCAGAUCUUUGCCUUUUCUUUGACCUUUAUGAGCACAUGGGAAGGAAUGAAUACGAAUAUGUUUUUUGCUCUUUACAACGGAGGUCCGCAGACGUUUGCCUGGAGCGUCGUGAUUGUCUAUUUUGGGGCUAUCGCACAAGCAGCAUCCAUCGCCGAGAUGGCAUCAACGAUUCCUAUUGCCGGCGCCCAGUACCACUGGACAUACAACCUCGCGCCGUCGAAUAUAAAAAGAUUCAUCACCUGGAUGCAGGGCUGGAUGACGUGGUUUGGAUGGGUUUCUUUGCUCGCCGGCAUCGCAAAUAUCACCGCUAUCAUUCUGCAGCAGUUGGCGAUGCUCAAUCAUCCCAGCUACGUCCCCGAGACCUGGCACAUCACACUGAUCAUGAUCGCCAUCCUGCUCGUCCAGGGUCUGAUCAAUUCUUUCGGCACGACCUUUGCUGUGGUGCCCUGGCUUGAGCUUGUGGCGGGAAUAUUGCACGUCUGUCUGUUUAUCCUGUUUCUGGUUGUGUUGGUUGUCAUGGGCAGCCGCCACAGCGCCGAGUUCAUCUUCUUGGAACGGUCCAUAUCCUCAGGCUGGACGGACACGUAUAUUGCGUGGAAUCUGGGGAUGCUCACCUGUGCGUGGAGUUUCACUGGAUUUGACGAUUCGUGCCAUCUCAGUGAGGAAACAAAGAAGGCUCCUCAGGCGGUGCCACGCGCAACAUUCUGGUCAAUCGCCCUGAAUGGUGUCCUUGCAUACGCCAUGGUGAUUGCCAUCCUCAGUGCCAUGGGACCCAUUGACGAAGUGCUCAACUCUGGUUUCCCCAUCAUCACCAUCCUUCUCCGCGUUACUGGGUCUGUCAAAGCGACCACUGCGAUGGUUUGUGGACUUUUUGUUAUUUCGUUCUGUGUUAACAUUGCGUCCAUCGCCUCAGUGUCGCGACUGACUUGGGCUUGGUCCCGGGAUGGUGGGUUACCUCGAUGGUUCGCGCUUGUGGACUCGACCCACCAUGUGCCAAUACGUUCAAUCUGGCUCUCGCUUGUCGUUGUCAUGCUGCUGUCGCUCCUCAACAUCGGCUCCACGACCGCAUUUGGAGCCAUCACGGCACUGUCCUCGCUAGCGCUGUACUUUUCGUAUGGCACUGCCAUCUCAGCAAUGCUGUUGGCGCGUUGGACCUCGUCGCACGGAGGCAAACCUCUCGAGCUGGGCGGAUGGAACUUGGGCCGGUACGGGGUCUACAUCAACAGCUUCGCGCUCGUCUACACGCUGUACAUCAUGGUGUUCCUGCCGAUUCCGAGCACGCUACCCGUGACCGCAUCGAACAUGAACUACGCGGGACCGAUCUUCCUGUUUGUGUUUUUCUUCGCCAUCGCCUUGUGGUUCCUGCGCGCGCGGAAGCACUGGCCCGGUCCGAACGUCGCCGUCAUCGAUUUCGUCAAGGCGCAGGAAUAA
This is a messenger RNA of Fonsecaea nubica, 1620 nucleotides long. RefSeq lists its product as hypothetical. The transcript has 2 exons. Gene Ontology annotation, cellular component: membrane. Bases 1 to 1620 code for a protein of 539 amino acids. The record is from RefSeq and is a predicted model, not a curated record. Gene Ontology annotation, molecular function: transmembrane transporter activity. Gene Ontology annotation, biological process: transmembrane transport. NCBI's taxonomy places the organism in Eukaryota, Fungi, Ascomycota, Eurotiomycetes, Chaetothyriales, Herpotrichiellaceae.